UCCAAUAAAUUCAAUCAAAUGGCGUCGACUGGUGCUGAAAACAAGCCUCUCACACGAAGGAAAAGAGCAGACGGAGAAGAUAGUGAUGCUGUCGCCUUGAAGAGGGACAGAAGUGAACCCAGCCGGUUGGAGUCGUGUUUGGAUCAACCCGUAGACUCGAGUGUUCGUGAAGUCAUCAAGUUCACACCGUCGCUGCUCUCAGCAAAACACUAUGAUGCUGACACCACCGAACCGAUCAGCUGUGGUCUUCGCACAAUGGAAGAGUUGCUGUCGUGGAAACGAAGCGAGGCAAACCCGUUCAACGUGGCAGUCGUCCCCCUGGCGCCUCGGGAUCCACCUCUGGCCAGAUGUCUGCAGCGGACCAUGGUGUCUCAUGACAUGAUGGGUGGCUACAUAGACGACAAGUUUAUCCAGGGAACCCACACUGAGGCUCCAUAUGCCUUCUACCACUGGCAAUACAUCGAUAUUUUCAACUACUUCUCACACCUCUUGGUCACUAUUCCUCCUGUCGUUUGGACCAACGCCGCACAUAGACACGGAGUGGUCGUUCUUGGGACUUUCAUCACAGAGUGGACUGAUGGAGCCGCGAUGUGUGAAGCUUUCUUUAAAGACGAGGAGUCGUACCGGGCGGUGGCCGAUAAAUUAGUGCAGAUCAGCCACUGUUACGGCUUUGAUGGAUGGCUCGUUAACAUAGAGAACGUCCUCAGUGAGGUUGCGGUGAAGAACACUCCUUUGUUCCUGCGCUAUCUGACUGACCAGAUGCAUGAGCGAGUGCCCGGCAGCCUGGUCAUGUGGUACGACAGCGUGAUUGAGAACGGACAGCUGAAAUGGCAGAAUGAACUCAACCAAACCAACAGGAUGUUUUUUGAUGCUUGCGAUGGUUUCUUCACCAACUACAAUUGGACAGAGCAGAGCCUGGAAUUUAUGAAGGACUACUCGGGGGCUCAAGGCCGCCAGGCCGACAUCUAUGUCGGGGUGGACGUGUUUGCCAGAGGACAGGUGGUGGGAGGAAUGUUUGAAACAAAUAAGGCCCUGGAACUCAUUCGGAAGCACAACUUCUCUACAGCCAUCUUUGCCCCAGGCUGGGUGUACGAGACCCACGAAAAUAAGAGUGAAUUCCGCAAGAAUCAAGACAAGUUUUGGGCUCUUCUGUCAAACUACCUGUACGUCCACCGGCCAGCCUCACCGCUCCCCUUCAUCUCCUCCUUCUGCCAGGGCUUUGGGAAGACUCUCUACUGGAGAGGACAGCCUGAGACAAAGAGGAGCUGGUUCAACCUGACAGCACAGGAGAUCCAGCCGUUGUACUACCACCAAAACCUGGAGGCCCAGGGCUGGUUGAGGACCAGCGGCUGCCCAGAGGACGCCUGGAACGGAGGCUGCUCGCUGCUGGUGGACGGAGUCAUCCCUGCAUCUCGCGUCACUCCGGUUUGUGCCAAGAUCUUCUCCCUCCAUGUACCUCUGGCAAUGAAGACCCUGGUGACCCUCAUCUACAAGGCAUCUACUGGGAUCACAGUCUCUCUGGAGCUGAAGACGACAGAUGCCAGUCAGUGCACGCACGUCGACGUCCAAGAAGUCAGCCUGACCAGUGUGUCCCCUGAAGUACUAGAUGACGGGAGCCAGCUAGUGAGUCAGUUCUCUCAGCUGUGUGGAAACUGGAAUCCAGGCGGUUGGACUGUCAGGUGUUCACAGCUGGAGCUUCAUGGAUGCGUCCUUAGAGAAGUGUGUGUUAGGAUCCAGCGGGAUGGAGAAGCUCAGGACACUCCUUUCAACUGCAGGGUUGGAGAAAUAAUGAUUCUGGAUGUGGCCAGUCUGCAGGUGCAGCCACAGCCGGUUCAGGGCUUGUGCAUUGACGACGUGGUUUGGCUGCGAGGUGCCGGUACCUCUCCACAGUCCACCUCUCCCAGCCUGCGCCUCAACGCCACUCUGCGCUGGGACUACCCGACUGAUCUCGUACGCCACUUCAAGGUGUAUUGGCGACGGCUGAGAGGACCCGAUCCCCGAAUCCCUCCAGGUCAGCUGGUGCAGGUGGGCCGGGCGUAUUCUAAUCUGUUCAGGGUGACGGAGCUGGUUGUGCCGGAGCCGCCCUCCCUGCUGGAGCUGGUGGUGGAGCCGGUGAUCAGGAAGGGCUUCCUCGUUCCUGAGAGCCACUGGGGAAGAAGAAGCCUCAGCUACACGGCGGACGUAACGCAGUGAUUUUACACAAGUUGUUCAACGGUGCUUCUCCACGACUCUUUCAUCGGUGCUGCUUCUGCAAUCGCAGCUCUGAUGCAAAACUCAGCAUUUCCAUGUUGGAGCCUAAAUGCUCUUCCUCACCUAUUUGUUAUUGGCUUAGCAAGUUUGGAGGACAGAUUUAGAGGCCUUCUAACAACCGUCAACUGUAUGCUGGAGCUGAUCUCCACCACAGUUGUUGGCUCUUCUCAUUCUCUGGAUACAUGAAAGUGAAGCUAUUGACCGAACGCUGUGAUCAAAUAUAUGUUAAUCUGCUUGAAUUAUUGCUUAUCAUGCUUUGUUUUACCUCUUUCAGUCAAUCCAAAGCUUUCUACCAUAUCACAGAGUUUUCAUCAGGUCCACAGAUGCAGCUCCAUGACAGCAGGACUAACGGCUAAAGAAACAGUUAAAAGGGCGAGUCUGCAUUUUAGGAAUGCCCCCUAUUCACUUUAUCAUCUAUAUAUGUAUGUAUGUAUGUACGAGAAGGGAAAAAUUAUACGUCUGAAUUCCAGGAGAUCUCCAGCUUAAAUGUGCAGCUAAAGGGAACAUUGGUGGCUCGGAAAAAUCAGAAAUUAUGUCAAUGAUGUCGACAUAGAGCAGAAUCUCAAAGGAACGUCUCCAACAGCCGAAGGAAUCCACAACACCAAGGACUGAGGCUAUUUUGACAGGCGCUGCUCACUGUUAGUAUGGUUUCUAACAUAGUGCUGCUCAGUGAGUGUAUACAAUACUUAAUAUGCUGUAUGAAAUCACUGGUAUUUUUUUACACACUGUUCAUGAUCUGUUUACUGUUCAUUUAUUCAAUUUCGUUGACUUAACCAGAAUGAUGAGCAAACAAAUUGUUUAACCGAAGGGAAAAUUUUCAAAAUUUUUCAUUAUAGGGUUUUUGAAAAGUGCUACAGGAAUUAUUAAGCCUCUAUUUAAAAAUCAAAACUCUGCAACCUGUGAUCACCAGAAGUUAAGUUCUGCUGUAUUUUCUAUUCAGAAUUUACAUGCCUACAUCCAUUUCCCUCUUUUCAGGGUGACUUCUGAAGACGUGUGUUAUAGUAAAGGCAGUCAAUAUUUAUGCAGGUUUUUAUUUUGACUAGAUUUUUUUGUUACUUAAAGUAAAGAUGCACUUUAAUCUCAUGGCUGGUUUUACUUCACUGCACAGCGUUUUACUGCAGUGUAUGUGCUUUCUGUAAACAAGACUGAAAGUGUUCAUUAACUCGCAGCUCUGAGAGGUGGGAUUAACUUGACUGUAAAAUGCUAACGUCAGCUUGUGGAUUUCUACCACAGUCAGCCUCUAAAUUCAUCGUGUUAGUCUGCUAACAUGAGACUGAAAACCAAAGUUUUGCUUGUUUAACAGUUUGAUCCGAUGAAAGUGCCUCAGGACAAGUAAUAAGAUCAUUUAAAUAACAAAUUAUAUCUUAAAGGUGGAUGUAAAAAAGUUUGUAUCAAAUUACAUAGACAUGCACAAGUCAAGACUUCAAUCUAAGCCAAAAUCUCCACAUCCAUAUCAAUUGUCUUCUGGGGACCACGAUGAGUGUCCCUAUUAAAACUUUAUGGCAUUCUGUCCAUUAGCUGUGGUCAAGAAGGACCUUUGCUUGAACCCUGCAUUACCAAAAACCUGCAAAAAUAGCUUUACAAUAUGCAUGUCUGUGUAAUUACCUUAACUGCAGCUGGUGUGUGUAUCACAUAAAUGUUAUGCUUUGGAUUAUUAAUUAACUUUUUGUAUGUGACAACAGACAUGAAGCUACAGUAGUAUCAUAAGUUGAAGAAAUUUUCUUCCACCACCCCAAAUAUAUCGACAAUUGUGAAAAUGAUGUAAACCAUUUUGGCUGUGCAUGUUAUCUAAGGUUUGCAACUUACAUUCAAAACCGAAAGAAACUUUUACUUGCACAGGGCUGUGCUCAUAUCUUAGGUUCUUAGAUGAACUGUUUUCAAACUGUUUGGCACCACACUAGAGAACAAGCCAAGGCAGCACUUAAAAAAAACAAAGCUCAUCUUUAUUGGUCUUGUGACAGAAAUUU
Stegastes partitus (bicolor damselfish) is the source of this 4217-nucleotide messenger RNA. It is a transcript of the gene engase, whose product is annotated as endo-beta-N-acetylglucosaminidase. The record is from RefSeq and is a predicted model, not a curated record. NCBI's taxonomy places the organism in Eukaryota, Metazoa, Chordata, Actinopteri, Pomacentridae. Gene Ontology annotation, cellular component: cytoplasm. Gene Ontology annotation, biological process: protein deglycosylation. Gene Ontology annotation, molecular function: mannosyl-glycoprotein endo-beta-N-acetylglucosaminidase activity. Bases 19 to 2193 code for a protein of 724 amino acids. The transcript is spliced from 14 exons.